GGUUGAGCGCGAUCCAUUGUUUACAUCGACACAUAUCUCGACGCAUCCUGAGGAACGGUGUCUCACAUCGUAUCCUCGUUAGCGACCCAAUCGCCGAUCAUCAUUAUCGCCGUGAUAAACGACAGCUGCGAGCAAACAUGUCAAGAGUAGCGGGAAACUCUCCCGCGAGAGCCGCAAACAAAGGUGAGCAGCAACAACAGCAACAGCAGCAGGAAUUCCCGCUGAGUCUGGAUAAAGACGCCAGCGAGCAUAGCAUUUCCAGCAUAAUGUCGUGCGUGUCCAUCUCGCCGAAACACGCAGAAAGUAGCCUCCGGGUUAUGGAGAGUUAUCUGCACAAGCAACAGCUGACAGACGUCACGCUGAUCGCGGGAAAUAAACGUGUCCCAGCUCAUCGAUUGGUCCUCAGUGCUGGCUCUGAAUAUUUUGCUGCCAUGUUCACAAGCUCUUUACGAGAAUCGGCACAAAAUGAAAUAGAAUUAAUGGAUGUUGAUGGAGAUGCAUUAUGGGCUUUGGUUCUUUAUUGUUAUACAGGUUGUAUAGAAUUACAAGAGGAUAGUGUAGAGACUCUUCUUGCAACAGCGUGUUUAUUACAAUUGAAUCCAGUUAUUAAAGCAUGUUGUCAGUUUCUUGUCAAACAGCUCCAUCCGAGCAACUGCCUAGGCAUACGAAUGUUUGCCGAUACGCAGGGUUGUUCGGAAUUAUUUGAACACGCACACGCAUACACUACAAAACAUUUUAUGGAAGUUACAAAAAAUCAAGAAUUCUUACUGUUAUCUGCCAACGAAGUUGCGAAAUUACUUGAAUCAGAGGAUCUUAAUGUUCCCUCAGAAGAAACUAUAUUUCAGGCUCUAGUGACUUGGCUGGAACAUGAUCCAGAAAACAGAAGCAAAGAUGCCAGUACAUUAUUAGGUUUAGUCAAAUUACCAUUGCUAUCACCCGCGUUUAUAGCUGAUAAUAUUGAGAGUAACGAAAUGUUCAAAGACCAAAGAAUGGCGCAGGAAUUAGUAAUGGAAGCAUUAAAAUAUCAUUUGCUGCCUGAGCGAAGGCCUUUGCUUCAAACAGGUAGAACGAAACCUAGAAAAGCUACUGUGGGUACAUUAUUAGCUGUUGGAGGGAUGGAUGCCAAUAAAGGUGCAACAUCUAUAGAUGCGUUUUCAUUGCGCGAUAAUGCCUGGAGAUCUUUAGCUGCCAUGAGUAGUAGAAGAUUGCAAUUUGGCGCAGUAAUAGUCGAUAAAAAAUUGAUUGUCGCGGGCGGUAGAGAUGGUUUAAAAACGCUGAACACAGUAGAAUGCUUCGAUUUCUCUACUCUUGCGUGGAGCACUCUACCACCUAUGAACGUCCAUCGUCACGGAUUAGGAGUAGCAGUAUUAGGUGGACCUUUAUAUGCUGUUGGUGGCCACGAUGGUUGGAGUUUUCUUGAUGCGGUCGAGAGGUGGGAUCCGGCAACGCGUCAGUGGAGUUCGAUAUGCCCUAUGUCCAUACAAAGGUCUACAGUCGGUGUGGCUGUGUUAAAUGAUAAAUUAUAUGCUGUAGGAGGAAGAGAUAUCAGUUCCUGCUUAAAUACUGUAGAAUGCUAUGAUCCGCAUACAAAUAAAUGGACACCAUGUGCGCCUAUGUCGAAAAGGCGGGGUGGUGUAGGCGUAGGAGUAGUAAACGGUUGUCUUUAUGCACUCGGUGGUCACGAUGCUCCAGCUAGUAAUCCGAAUGCUAGUAGAUUCGACUGUGUAGAAAGGUAUGAUCCUAAAACUGAUACAUGGACUAUGGUUGCGCCAAUGAGUGUUCCUCGAGAUGCGGUCGGUGUAUGCGUAUUAGGUGACCGACUUAUGGCCAUAGGAGGAUACGACGGUCAGCAAUAUCUCACAUUAGUGGAAGCAUAUGAUCCACAUCUCAACGAAUGGGAACCUGUUGCUCCUCUUAAGGCUGGCCGUGCAGGACCCUGUGUUGUUGUAAAAAAUUUAACUAAUACCAUAUAGAUCAUUUUUACUAAAUAAUCAGUAAUUCUUGCUAU
Messenger RNA from Trachymyrmex septentrionalis, 2008 nucleotides. RefSeq names its product kelch-like protein 5. The record is from RefSeq and is a predicted model, not a curated record. Gene Ontology annotation, molecular function: protein binding. The transcript is spliced from 10 exons. NCBI's taxonomy places the organism in Eukaryota, Metazoa, Arthropoda, Insecta, Hymenoptera, Formicidae. Bases 138 to 1973 code for a protein of 611 amino acids.